Molecule: messenger RNA, 396 nt
Organism: Linum tenue
Lineage: Eukaryota; Viridiplantae; Streptophyta; Magnoliopsida; Malpighiales; Linaceae
Source: the annotation of a GenBank genome assembly
AUGAUAAAAGAAUACCCAGAAACACUGCGACAAGAGUUUCGUCUUGGAAUACACAAAGAAAUGAUCCAAUUAAUCAAGAUGUACAAUGAAAAUCGUAUGGAUACGAUUUUGAACUUUUCGACAAAUAUACUCUCUUUCAUUAUUCUAAGUAUUUAUUCUAUUCUAGGCAAUAACGAACUUAUUAUUCUGAAUUCUUGGGUUCAAGAAUUCCUAUAUAACUUAAGCGACACACUAAAAGCUUUUUCUAUUCUUUUAUUAACCGAUUUAUGUAUAGGAUUCCAUUCUCCCCAUGGUUGGGAACUACUGAUUGGUUCUGUCUACAAAGAUUUUGUUAAGGGAAAAAGAGUGCAGUGCGUAUAUGCUCCCCCUCAUGACCACAUCACUUCAUAUUUUUGA